ACGCGCCUAUGAAUAUACACCAUCGGCAUUGAGUGCAACUAUAUGAUGCCGACAUGGCGGGGCUCGGUGACUGCGAUGAGUUCCCGAAGUCACAAGGGCUCUCCGCAGGUAUAAAGUCUGGCGGGUUUACUCGAUCAUUCUUCAGUUCAAGUCGCCCCAAGCUCCUUGAUCAACCAACUUCAACGCUCUUUCGAAAGAAUCCCCAAACCAAACUUUAGUCUUACAAAAAUGUUUGUUCGUAUCCUGUCCAUCACGUCCCUUGCUGUUCUGGCUAUCGCCACGCCUCUCGCUCUACGUGACACCAGCGGCCAGUGCAACACCGGCAAUAUUCAAUGUUGUCAGUCGACUCAGCCAGUCGACGAGUACAACAAGAACCUGACGAUGUCUGGGGGUAUCCCCAUCUUCGCUGACAUCCUCGGUGAAGUUGGUCUCGGCUGCAGCCCAAUCAGCGUGGUUGGUACUGGUGACGGUGCAAACUGUCUCCAGCAGCCCGUCUGCUGUAGUAACGAGUCAUACAACGGCCUCAUCAACAUCGGCUGCACGCCCAUCAACCUCUUCCUCUGAGCUUCGAAGGCGGGGAAGCGCGCUUGUGAUAGAGGGAUGAGCUAUAAGCGCUAGCUUUGGAGGCGGUCGCUAUCAGUUUGUUAUAGUUUUACUCGGGCUUCAGAGGUUCCCUAUUAGCAAUAUGUCAAUGCACGCUCUUUGUUUCUGAUUGAUUCGUCAGAGCGUCUGAAAUAAAAGUAAAUAGUCUAGUCAAAUCCAGCUGUCCGCCUGUUUAUCAACUUAACCUUUUGAUUUUUGCUCGAGUCCCUAGGCUCUAGGCCUAGUCCUCAAUGACA
Molecule: messenger RNA, 839 nt
Organism: Suillus plorans
Lineage: Eukaryota; Fungi; Basidiomycota; Agaricomycetes; Boletales; Suillaceae
Product: fungal hydrophobin
Exons: 3
Coding region: 229-564 (111 amino acids)
Cellular component (GO): fungal-type cell wall
Molecular function (GO): structural constituent of cell wall
Source: RefSeq, a predicted model, not a curated record